AUGGAGAGCGACGGCAAGAAAAAUCAAAAUAUUUGCAGGUGUCUCUUCGAUGAUUACGAAUGGAUGAGGGAGAACUCACAACCAUUGCACACUACAACACUGCCAUCCCAAUGUACACUCGAAUCACUGCGUUCAUGGUUUGUUCGCGAUUUGUCAUUAAUGAUGGAAUGGGGCAAAUGUUUACCCAUCAUGGAUCGGUUACUUCUUAACGAUAAGCUGGCGUUGAUGAAGGCGUUCGCUCCUAUAUUCCCGUUGCUUCAAUUAGCAUACUAUACAACAUCACCGGAAGAUAAUGACAUAGUAAUAAAGCAAGAGGGCCCAGACUGGGAGGCAAGUAACAAUAUUGACGCGCUGUAA
Messenger RNA from Cooperia oncophora, 357 nucleotides. Lineage: Eukaryota; Metazoa; Nematoda; Chromadorea; Rhabditida; Trichostrongylidae. The record is from the annotation of a GenBank genome assembly.